GGGAGCUGGUCUUGGUACCAUAAGGAAUUUACAACAAUGGAAGAGCGGAAAGUGAAGAGGAGGAGUCCUAAGUCUUUUAGUGCCCACUCUACUCAGGUUGUUAAUGCCAAAAAAAAUGCCAUUCCAGUCAGUAAAAGUACAGGGUUUUCAAAUCCUGCCACACAGUCCACGUCACAGCGGCCAAAGUUAAAAAGAGUGAUCAAAGAAAAGACCAAACCUCAGGGUGGAGAAGGGAAAGGUGCCCAGUCCACGCCAAUUCAGCACUCUUUCCUCACCGACGUCUCUGAUGUGCAAGAGAUGGAGAGAGGCCUCCUCAGCCUCCUGAAUGAUUUCCAUUCUGGGAAACUUCAAGCCUUUGGAAAUGAAUGUUCCAUUGAACAGAUGGAGCACGUUCGGGGAAUGCAGGAGAAAUUAGCUCGCUUGAAUUUGGAGCUUUAUGGGGAGUUAGAGGAGCUUCCUGAGGAGAAGAGAAAAGCCGCCAGUGACGCCAAUCUGGAGAGGCUUCUGUCUGAUUUAGAAGAGUUGAAUUCUUCCAUACAAAAACUACACUUGGCAGAUGCACAAGACGUCCCAAAUGCUUCUACUAGCUAA
Elephantulus edwardii (Cape elephant shrew) is the source of this 591-nucleotide messenger RNA. RefSeq names its product coiled-coil domain containing 28A (gene CCDC28A). The record is from RefSeq and is a predicted model, not a curated record. Lineage: Eukaryota; Metazoa; Chordata; Mammalia; Macroscelidea; Macroscelididae. The transcript has 5 exons. Bases 37 to 591 code for a protein of 184 amino acids.